Messenger RNA from Manis javanica (Malayan pangolin), 4078 nucleotides. It is a transcript of the gene CRY2, whose product is annotated as cryptochrome circadian regulator 2. Gene Ontology annotation, cellular component: cytoplasm; nucleus. The record is from RefSeq and is a predicted model, not a curated record. NCBI's taxonomy places the organism in Eukaryota, Metazoa, Chordata, Mammalia, Pholidota, Manidae. Gene Ontology annotation, molecular function: DNA binding; FAD binding. Gene Ontology annotation, biological process: circadian regulation of gene expression; negative regulation of DNA-templated transcription; entrainment of circadian clock by photoperiod.
GGACAGGCGGAGCGGCGCUACCGUGAGCAGUCCGGGCGGUGAUGGCGGCGGCUGUGGUCACCGCUGCAGCGGCGGCCACAGCGCCAGCGGAUGGCGCGGAUGGCGCCUCCUCAGUGCACUGGUUCCGCAAGGGGCUGAGGCUCCACGACAACCCGGCGCUGCUCGCGGCCGUGCGCGGCGCGCGGUGCGUGCGCUGCGUUUACAUCCUCGACCCUUGGUUUGCGGCCUCCUCCUCAGUCGGGAUCAACCGAUGGAGAUUCCUCCUUCAGUCUCUGGAAGAUUUGGACACAAGUUUAAGGAAACUGAACUCCCGCCUGUUUGUGGUCCGGGGACAGCCAGCUGAUGUGUUCCCAAGGCUAUUCAAGGAAUGGGGGGUAACCCGCUUGACCUUUGAGUAUGACUCUGAACCCUUUGGGAAAGAACGGGAUGCAGCCAUCAUGAAGAUGGCGAAGGAGGCGGGUGUGGAGGUGGUGACCGAGAAUUCUCAUACUCUCUAUGACCUAGACAGGAUCAUUGAGCUGAAUGGGCAGAAGCCACCCCUAACCUACAAGCGCUUUCAGGCCAUCAUCAGCCGCAUGGAGUUGCCCAAGAAGCCCGUGGGUUCCAUGACCAGCCAGCAGAUGGAGAGUUGCAGGACUGAGAUACAAGAGAACCAUGAUGACACCUAUGGCGUGCCCUCCCUGGAGGAGCUGGGGUUCCCCACUGAAGGACUUGGCCCAACUGUUUGGCAAGGAGGAGAGACAGAAGCUCUGGCCCGCUUGGAUAAGCACUUGGAACGAAAGGCCUGGGUUGCCAGCUAUGAGAGACCCCGAAUGAACGCCAACUCCCUGCUGGCCAGCCCCACGGGCCUCAGCCCCUACUUGCGUUUCGGUUGUCUCUCCUGCCGCCUCUUCUACUACCGCCUGUGGGACCUAUAUAAAAAGGUGAAGCGGAACAGCACACCCCCCCUCUCUCUGUUUGGGCAACUCCUGUGGCGAGAGUUCUUCUACACGGCAGCCACCAAUAACCCCAGGUUUGACCGCAUGGAGGGGAACCCCAUCUGCAUCCAGAUCCCCUGGGACUGCAACCCAGAGGCCCUGGCCAAGUGGGCUGAGGGCAAGACAGGCUUCCCUUGGAUUGACGCCAUCAUGACCCAGCUGAGGCAGGAGGGCUGGAUCCACCAUCUGGCUCGGCAUGCCGUUGCCUGCUUCCUCACCCGCGGGGACCUCUGGGUCAGCUGGGAGAGCGGGGUCCGGGUAUUUGAUGAGCUGCUCCUGGAUGCAGACUUCAGUGUGAAUGCAGGCAGCUGGAUGUGGCUGUCCUGCAGUGCCUUCUUCCAGCAGUUCUUCCACUGCUACUGCCCCGUGGGCUUCGGCCGCCGCACAGACCCUAGUGGAGACUAUAUCAGGCGAUACCUGCCCAGAUUGAAAGGGUUCCCCUCUCGAUACAUCUAUGAGCCCUGGAAUGCCCCAGAGUCAAUUCAGAAGGCAGCCAAGUGUAUCAUUGGUGUGGACUACCCGCGACCCAUUGUCAACCAUGCCGAGACCAGCAGGCUCAACAUUGAGCGAAUGAAGCAGAUUUAUCAGCAGCUCUCCCGAUACCGGGGACUCUGUCUGCUGGCAUCUGUCCCUUCCUGUGUGGAAGAGCUCAGCAACCCGGUGGCAGAGCCCAGCUCAAGCCAGACUGGGAGCAUGAGCAGUGCAGGCCCAAGACCCAGUGGCCCAGCAUCCCCCAAACGCAAGCUGGAAGCAGCUGAGGACCCACCUGGUGAAGAAUUCAGCAAACGGGCCAGGGUGGUAGAGUUGCCUACCAAGGAGCUACCAAGCAGGGAUGUCUGAGACUGCAGUGCUGUGGCUCCGUGAGCAAAGCCUGGGUGCCUGAGCAGCCACCCUGGCAGCAGAGUGCAACCUGCAGAAAAGCUGAUCACUGACAGAGAUUGAGCGAACAUGUGUGCAUGUGUGUACGCGUGUGCAGAGGAAGGAGUGGUGUGUCUGCGUGUGCAUGUAUUUGUUUACACUCUUGAAAUUCUGAACGCUGCCUGGGUUGGAGCAGUACCUGCAGCAGCUUCACCUGAGCCUCCCGACACCAGGCUUAGAGGUCAUGGCAGUGACUUUCAGCCAAGACUUGUCCCUGCUAGCCAGUCGCCUUCACUGAAUAGAUGAGCAAUGGGACCCUAGCUGGGAUUCUGGCAUCAGCCUUCCCUGCAAACCAAUCCCCUAAGUCCUCCCUCCCUUCCUGCCUCUCUCACAUCAGACUGAGGAGCAGGAAGACAACACUGCUGGCUCUUGUCCAGAGCCUGGGAUUUUAGAAGGAGCGAGAGCCCUGCUAAGGCUGGGCAGGUUGAAUGUAUGGAUGCUGUCCAGACACAGUCACCUGGCCUGGCUCCUUUCUUUUUUUAAAAUGCCCUGUCACUGGGUCCUUCAGACCCUUUCUCAGGCAUCUGGGACUGAUCACAAGGCUGUGAACAGAUCUGGUAGGUCUCUACCACCAUGCAGAGGGACCCAGACACCUAACUGGUGUGCUGUGUGCACAGUACUUAGAUGGUAGCUCAAGAAGUGUAUCUCCCUUUUCAGGGCUGAAAGCCUAAGGUGAGGAUAGAAUCCCAGCUCUCACUCUUCCUUUCCCAGAAGCAGAGAGCCAGGCUCAGCUGACUGGAGAGCCUUAGUUCCUCCACCAGUAGGAGGCCAGGUUCCUGAUGGUGGAGAGCCCCCUGGUUUCUCUGGCCACCCUCCAGGGCACAGUGCUGCCACUGAGGUCAGCUGACACCCAGCCAGGGAAGCCAUUCUAGUCUGUUCUUUAGCUUCCAGGGCUUGCCUAGGGCAUGUCAGCUGCCAUGUCAGCUCUCCCAGUAGCUGGACAUCAAGGACCCACGCAGGUGGACUCAGGUUGGGACUGCCAGGGAUAGUUGGAAAAGGUCCAAGUAGAGAUCCCACUCAACACACCAAUCCUUCUAGAAGCAGCAGGUGGGUGGUUUGAUCCAGAGAAGCCUAGGUCUUGCAUUCUAGGAGUGGCCUGUGCCUCCCACCUCAACCAUCCCACUAUUGAAGGCCUGUAUUGAGAAAGACAUAAUGAAAAGUUGGAAUGUGUGGUCAGCUGGAGCAAGUCUUCCUUUGUGGCCUGCUUUUGAGCCACAAAGAGUGAGAGAAUGUGUGUGUCUGUGUCUGUGUGUGCGUGCACACACACAUAGCUGAGAGGCUAAAUCCUCUGGGUUUUUGUCCUCACAUAUAACAUAAAGUUGCCCUCUGGGCCUUCUCCUUUCUACCUCCCCUGUGACCUUUCCUAGCCUCAUAGCUAUUAAAUCCCUUGGCUUCAAGCCUGUUCCUCACUGUCCUCUGUCCUUAGACCAGAACCCUGGGGUCAGGCCCGUGUCUUUUACAGCUGACAGCACAUUUCCAGGCUUCUUCCUGAGUUGUCCUCAGGUUUUCUCAGCCAGAGAGCUGUCUUUAGAGUCCAACUAUUGUAUGUAUGUCACCUCACUAGAAAUAUCCCAUAAUCAUGUCGGGAAGAACAGGGCACAGGUGAUGUCAUGUAUUCAUUUCACAGCACUGGGUUGGGGGCUUCCCUGUUCCCCUUAGCCCCAGCCAGGAGGAAAGAGAUUCAGGGGUUACUGCCAGAGUGGGGUAGAGGGAGCCUGGAAGGGCUGGUCUGAGAAACUGAGAAGGACAGAGUCAGUAGUCCUGGGCACUUCAAAUACCAUGAUGACUCCUUUUCCUGCCUCUUUGGUAAUGGCCUUCUUCCCUAAAAUAGAAAUUGUCAGAACCACCUCCCUUUACUUCUCCACCAGCCCUGGCAUCUGACUCAUUCCCACUGGAAUGAAGCAGUCCAGCCCCAGAGCUGGAGGAGCUUGGGGAGGAGAAGGUGUGUGCAGUGGCCUGGAGCUCCACGAUGGCUUUGUGCUGCCCUUCUCCUGGCCCAGGUAUCCCUCGGAGCUGCCGCAGAGCAUUGCCCCAAAUCCUGAUGCAUGGGCCAGCAUGGGGAAGAGAUGGUCGCAGGCAAAAUGUACUUUAUACAGAGAUUUUCUAUUGCUGGGAAGGUGUGUUUCUCCCACAGAUUGUGAAUAUUCACUUGUUUCAUAAAUGUCUGAUCCUGUCUGAGCAAA